CUAGAUCAGAUCAAAAUUUGAUCGCAGUGACAUCACACUCCAUGAAACCAAAGACAAAACUAAUCAGUGUGUCCACUCAGCAUUUUAUCAGUAUGUGUCCCAUCAGCGUCAUCACGGGUGAAAGGUCCUCAAAUCGAGGGCCUCUGAGUUCUCCAGUCAACAUGCAAACAGAACCAAUCCAUCUAGCCUUGAAUAAAGUCCAACUAGAACAGAAAGCCAGGGUGCGACGGCUGGACGAAGCCUGGCAGGCUGCCUGCGUAUAUGCAGUUUGAUCCCCAUCCCUGUGCCUUGUGUCUGUCCUCCGCUUUUCCAGGGUGACUGUGCCGAUCUUAGACUGCAGAGAUGGACCUGCUCCACAGCUGGGGGGUGAACCUAGCCGUCUAUUUGCAGACGGAGUACCGGGACUCUGAGAAUCUGUUUCAGUGGGUCUCCUCUGUGGCGGAUCUCCACGCCACUUUCUUUGUGUUUUUCCCCAUUUGGUUUCAUCUGCACAGAGACGUGGGCGUCAAACUCAUCUGGGUGGCUGUGGUUGGAGACUGGCUAAAUCUCGUGCUGAAGUGGGUGCUCUUCGGUGAGAGGCCGUACUGGUGGGUGCAUGAGACGAAGUUUUAUGGCCCUUUAAAACGUCCUGAACUGCAGCAGUUCUCCAUCACAUGUGAAACUGGACCAGGAAGCCCGUCGGGUCACGCCAUGGGUUCUGCGGGUGUUGGGUAUGUGAUGGUUACAGCAGUGCUUUCCAUUCUCGCUGAAAGAAAACUACCUCCUUUACGUUAUAGAGUUUUGCAGCUAAUGCUCUGGAUGCUUCUGGGUUUGGUGGAGUUACUGGUGUGCAUGUCUAGAGUCUAUCUCUCAGCCCAUUUCCCACACCAGGUCAUCAGUGGAGUUAUUUCAGGUAUAAUUGUAGCAGAGAUAUUCUCCAGAGUGCAGUGGAUCUACAGCGCCGGUCUGAGGAAGUACAUCAGCGUGACUGUGUUCCUGCUCUUCUUCGCCGUGGGUUUCUAUGUGCUUCUGAAAGCCGUGGGUGUGGAUCUGCUGUGGACAUUGGCAAAGGCCCAGAAAUGGUGCGUCAAUCCAGACUGGGUCCUUUUGGACACCACCCCCUUCGCCAGCCUGCUGAGGAACAUGGGCACUCUUUUAGGUCUGGGGCUUGGCCUUCACUUGUCAGGCUACAGUGAAACAGCAGGCAGAGAACACAGCAGCGUCUCUUCCAGGACAGGAUGUAUUGGUGUGUCGCUGGUGUUGCUGCAGCUUCUGGACAAGAUGACGUUUUCCUCAAGUAACCAGUUACUUUUCUACUCUCUGUCAUUCUGCAAGAGCGCUGUGGCUUUGGUGCUUCCCACUGCACUCGUUCCUGGAGUCAUAUGUUGGAUUUCAUCAAAAAGCAAGCAUGAAAAGGGCAUGUAGUGCAACAUUUGUACAAAACUGAAACAUGCAGCUUUGUGAUUUACCUGCUAAUGCAGUGGUUCAGCAAAUAUUUUUGCAGUGCACUCUUUAUAAAAUACCUCUCAGAUGGCAUGAACACGAUGGGUGGCUACAAAACUCAAAUCAUUUAAACAGUUUUGAACUUUUAGUUUGUUGUAUGCAUUUGUUUUUUAAUUCUCUGCAUUAUGAAAACCAUAUGUCCAUUUAAAAGAGAGAUGGAGAGAGAGAAAGAAAAUUUAGUUCUUCGAAAUGUACUUUGUAUUCAUGUUGGUUUAGAAAAACUUAUUUUUAUAACAUUUCCAAGAAAAUGGUAUCUUUAAAGUUAAGCAGUUUUGUUCAAAUAAUUGUAAA
Molecule: messenger RNA, 1773 nt
Organism: Sinocyclocheilus grahami
Lineage: Eukaryota; Metazoa; Chordata; Actinopteri; Cypriniformes; Cyprinidae
Gene: g6pc1a.1
Product: glucose-6-phosphatase catalytic subunit 1a, tandem duplicate 1
Exons: 5
Coding region: 343-1404 (353 amino acids)
Biological process (GO): glucose 6-phosphate metabolic process; gluconeogenesis
Cellular component (GO): membrane
Molecular function (GO): glucose-6-phosphatase activity
Source: RefSeq, a predicted model, not a curated record